AUGAUACAAAAUAUUCCUUCAUCGGCAAGUCCAAUGAUUUUCCCUCCUCCACCUCCGAUUCAUCAUUCACUCCCAAAUAUUUCAUGUGAUGGAAAUGAUCGUGAGAGUAGGGAGAAUAAUGGUACAUUCCUUGUAACUUUAUCGGAUUUUAGUGUAGAGUUGAAUAAUAGUAAUAGUCAAACACUUUCAUCUCUCCGAAUGAAUUUUGCUAAUUUUAAACAAUUCAUCAUUUCAUCUUUUAAUAGGAAGAAUGACAAGUAUGAAUUUAUAACAUUUAAUCAACAAUUUUACUACCAAACAGGAAUGUUAAAUUUAUUGGAAAAAAGAGUUUUUGUUAUACAAUGUUUUGAUUUGAAUAAUUUACCAAUAGGAGAUGUUGUAAAAAUUGAUUUAUAUUCUAUUUGUACAGGUCCUUUUAAAAACGAACAUUUUAUCAAAUCGGGAAGCUCUGUAAUUGGUAAAAUUAGCUUUAAUUGUCAAAUGAAACAAUUUAGUGAUAUUGAAAUUAAUUUGAAGAAUAUUAAUAUAAUCCUACCAAAUCAAGUAAACCAACAGUAUCAUUUAGUUUAUGGAUUAAGAAAUGAAAAAAAUUUAACAAAGAAUAGAGAUUUAAAUACCACCUAUCCGGAUCAAACAUUUAACAUUGUACCUAAAAUACCUCAACCAUUCCAAACAUUUGAUACAUUCCUGAAUUGGUACAAUUUGACCACAAUUUAUCUACCAAAAACAACCUUGACAGAAUUAAUGGAUCAAAAUCUCAUACUUAAAUUAAUUAACAAACAAUCAACUACCGUCAAGGAAAUCAAAAUACCAUUUCAAUCUAUUAUCAAACCUUCCAUUUUAAAUAAUUCCAUGUAUUCCUUCUCAUACAGUGAAGGACCAUUUUCAAUCUCAAUGAAUGGUGUUAUUGAGAUUAAUAAUAUUCCUCUCUUCUCUCAAAUUACAAGCAACGAUAGUAAGCUCAUGAAUAACGUCAUUGUAAAUGGAUCCAUCUUCUAUCCUGGCGUCAGAAUUCCAAGAAAGAGAUUAAUCAAAAUUGAUUUGCUUGCUUCCUCUCAAGAGGAAAUAAUAUCACAAGUUUGCAAAGACAUAGAGGAAACCCAACCUUCCAUUUCCCAACAAAUCUUGCCUACAUUGGAGUGUAACUUUAAAGAAAUGAUUUGUGAAGAUUUCACCCUUGUUCACAUGCUACCAAUUGAAAAACCUCUAUUUGCCAAAUGCUCAGUUCCAAUCGAUAGAACUCCCUUCAAAUAUUUUGAAGUUGUUUUGCAAGACGAAGGGGAAACUGGCAAAUGUUCCGUUGGUAUUUCACUUUUGAACGAAUGGAUGAAUGUACAAUUCAUUUCCUACUCGUCAUUUGAUGGAUGUCUCGUAAAGAAUUGUAAUAAGAGAAUUUUUGGACCAAAAUUUAAUGGUGGAGAUGUUAUUGGUUGUGGAGUUUUGAACGAGAAUAGUAUAUUCUUUACCAAGAAUGGAGAAUUUAUAGGAUUCACUCCUUACCGUUUGGAUAAUCUCUCAACAGUUUACUUUUCUGUUAGCACUGCUUCCAAGUUUAUGAAAGUUUCAGCUAAUUUUGGAAGAGAACCUUUUGCUUUCAAUAUUCACAAUGCUGAAAUAUCAUACUUUAAUAACAUAUUCAGCCAAUUAAGCACAGAGCCAAGUAACAUUCGAGUUGGUGUGGAUUACUUUGAUAGAGUUUUCAUUAAGAAUAAUGACAAACAAGUCUUCUCUGAUAAUCCUAUGAAUCUUUUAGGAGACAAUAACUCUUCUGAUAAUAAUACUGCACACUUGAUGGAAAUGAAUGAAAAGAUUAUUAACACCCUUGCUAAUCCUAUCAAGAUUACAUACAAAAAUCCUCAAACAAAGAAGGAACAAAAGGCUGUCAAGUGGUCUGGAAUCAAGUCAAACAAAUUACUGUCUGCACUUUUGAAUAUUCCAAAAUCUGCCUUCUCUCCAAAUGAAUUUGUUAACAUUUCAAACUAUGGCCAAUAUGUGAUUGAUUGUAACCUAAAACCAGAUAACUUUGAUGAAACGAUUCAUUUCAAUAUUACCCCAACACUUGUGGUUAUUAGAGGGUUGGAAGCUCUCGACCUUAAAGAAGGAACCAAAUUCCUAGAUGUUGGAAGUGGAUGUGGAUUUGUUACAUGCUUGGCCUCCUACUUGGUUGGAGAAAAAGGUAUUGUUACUGGUACCGAUAUUGACGAACACAUAAUUGACUUUUCAAGAUCCAAACUCUACGAAUUUGUAAAAAGCAAGUAUGGUUGUAACUAUUUGAAUCAAAUGGCUAUGAUAGAAUAUGUCAAGAAGAAUUUAUUUGUGCCAAGAUUUAGUAAUAUUCCAAUUCUUAAACGUGAUGACUAUGAAUCUAUUUUCUGUGGUAUAGAAAUAACUAUGGAUAUGUUACAAUAUUUUGAACCAUUCAUUUCAGAGAAUGCAAAGGUAGUUGCCAGUCUCCCAGAUCGUUGUCUCUAUCUUUUCGAGUAUGAAAAACAAAAGUGGAAUAAGAGAAAGAUUUUGUCCAAUGUUACAUUACCAAAAGUUAAGCUUCCAUCCAGUGAAGAAAUUUACUUUGAGAAUAGAGAACGAAUUAGAGAGUAUCUCAACGAAAAGUACUUCUUCUCUCAAAAAGAUAUCAAUCUUGCCAUGGAUUUGAUUGGAAUUGAACAUCCAAAUGUCGAAAUCAAACUUUGCCAAUUUUUAAUGCUCUACACUGACAUUUCUAUUCGUAAUUCCAAUAUUUCAAUUGACCAAAUAUUGUAUGCUCUAUCUAUUUUUGAGAGUAAUGAAAUUUUCCCAACCAGCUCUCACUUUUAUCUUUGUCAUGGAAAUAACUUGAGUAAUUAUUUCCAAUUACCAAUCAAAUUGAUAGAAGCUUGCCUCGUUACAUUUAAUUGUAACAUGAUACAAAUCAAUUCAAUUCUGGAUCAAAUUGCAAAAUCAAAACCUCCUACUAUUUUGAAUGAAGAUGAGGAGGAGGAAAUUUAUAGAAACUUGUUAAGAAAGUUCUCUAAUUAG
Naegleria gruberi is the source of this 3015-nucleotide messenger RNA. RefSeq lists its product as uncharacterized. The transcript has a single exon. Gene Ontology annotation, molecular function: protein binding; protein-L-isoaspartate (D-aspartate) O-methyltransferase activity. The coding region runs from base 1 to 3015 and encodes 1004 amino acids. Gene Ontology annotation, biological process: protein modification process. Gene Ontology annotation, cellular component: cytoplasm. The record is from RefSeq and is a predicted model, not a curated record. NCBI's taxonomy places the organism in Eukaryota, Heterolobosea, Eutetramitea, Acrasida, Naegleriidae.